Betta splendens (Siamese fighting fish) is the source of this 457-nucleotide messenger RNA. Its product is annotated as MICOS complex subunit Mic10-like. The record is from RefSeq and is a predicted model, not a curated record. Gene Ontology annotation, cellular component: mitochondrion; MICOS complex; mitochondrial inner membrane. The coding region runs from base 67 to 315 and encodes 82 amino acids. NCBI's taxonomy places the organism in Eukaryota, Metazoa, Chordata, Actinopteri, Anabantiformes, Osphronemidae. The transcript has 3 exons.
ACCAAACUUCACGUGAGUUUAUAUUCGUCUCGCGAUAUUUUACGGCGCUUCCUGACUCCAGGAAACAUGGCAGACCAGCACGGACGCAAAUGGGACCGGUGCGUUGCUGACACCGCCAUUAAAACAGCGACUGGCCUUGGUGUGGGCCUCGUGUUCUCCCUCCUCUUCUUUAAACGUCGCACAUGGCCGCUCUUCUUCGGUUCGGGUUUGGGGCUGGGUAUGGGUUACGCCAACUGCCAGCAUGACUUCAGGUCACCAUAUCUGGUUCAUGGCCGCAUUGUUAAGGUGAUCUCGUCUUUAAAAAAAACUUUUUAGGUUGUUGAAGACACACCAUGAUACGCUGUGUUAAUUUUUUAGGAGCAGUAAUGAAGACGAGGAGGAUUUUCCCAAAGAUCUACCCGUGUUGUUUUGCUGCUCAUUUCUGUCUCGGAUACUUAAUAAAGUUGUUUGUGAAGAA